AACUCACUCGCAGUCUGAACGCGGCUACGAACACACGCGGCUGAAAUCGUAAUUAAUUUAGUUUUCUAUCGCCCGUACUACACAAGACGUGUCGUGUUCCCCAUCAGUGACGAACGAACGAACAGAAUGUCUGCCAAGAACACUCAAAAUGUAGAGACUGGCACGCCGGCGCCCGAGGAGCCUGCCCCAGCCAAGCCGCUGCUCGGUAAGCCGCAUGGCGACACGGGGACCAGCUCGAUCCUCGGCCUGUCGGACGUGACCGACAACAAGCUGAUCUGGCGCCAGCUGCUGGCUGAGCUGAUCGGCACCUUCCUUCUGACUUCCAUCGGUGUGGCGUCCUGCAUCGCCAUCGGUGGCACUGUUGGGAACAUCACCAGCAUCGCGCUUGCCUUCGGUCUGCUGGUCGGCACUAUUGUACAGACGAUCGGACACGUGUCCGGUGGGCACAUCAACCCCGCCGUGACCUUGGGGCUGCUCGCGGCCGGCGAGGUCAAGAUCAUCAAGGCCCUGUUCUACAUAGUGGUGCAGUGCCUGGGCGCCGUCGCUGGUGCUGCCUUCAUCAGGUUGGCCAUCCCUGACGUUGAAGUGAAGGAUGGUGGAUUCGGCAUGACCCUGCCCGGCAAGAACAUCACCGACGGACAGGCGGUUCUCAUCGAGUCUCUCAUCACAUUCGUGCUUGUGCUGGUGGUCAACGGAGUGUGCGACAACCGCCGUAAUGACGUCAAGGGAUCCGCUCCUCUCGCCAUCGGCCUCAGCAUCACCGCCUGCCAUGCUGCCUGCAUCCCGUUCACUGGCUCCAGCAUGAACCCGGCGCGCUCUUUCGGACCCGCCCUCGUCAUGGGAUACUGGGCUAGCCAUUGGGUAUACUGGGUGGGCCCCAUCACCGGCGGUGUAGUCGCUGGCCUGGUCUACAGAUACGUGUUCCGCAUCGGUAAGACAGGAGAGUCUGGUUCCUACGACUUCUAAUCUCAGCACCAAACAGGGCCUGCGUUCAGCGGCCAUCUUUGUCUCGAAAUACGCAUGUUUAACUGAAAAAGCUGAUAUUUGACGUACUAAGAUGACCACGGUACAAAGUUUAAGCUCAGGUGCCGUAGCCGAAUGGCAUUUCUGGGCCAUUUUUUUCAAA
Molecule: messenger RNA, 1126 nt
Organism: Leguminivora glycinivorella
Lineage: Eukaryota; Metazoa; Arthropoda; Insecta; Lepidoptera; Tortricidae
Gene: Drip
Product: aquaporin AQPAe.a
Exons: 8
Coding region: 127-966 (279 amino acids)
Biological process (GO): transmembrane transport
Cellular component (GO): plasma membrane
Molecular function (GO): water channel activity
Source: RefSeq, a predicted model, not a curated record